This is a messenger RNA of Vollenhovia emeryi, 1316 nucleotides long. Its product is annotated as ribonuclease H2 subunit B. Gene Ontology annotation, biological process: RNA catabolic process; ribonucleotide metabolic process. The record is from RefSeq and is a predicted model, not a curated record. Bases 133 to 1062 code for a protein of 309 amino acids. The transcript has 5 exons. Lineage: Eukaryota; Metazoa; Arthropoda; Insecta; Hymenoptera; Formicidae. Gene Ontology annotation, cellular component: nucleoplasm; ribonuclease H2 complex.
AGGUCCCUCUUUUUACCAAGCUGAAAAUGGCGGACUUUCAUGUCGCGUCAAUAUGUGAGCGCGCGAAUGGUCGAGCGUUCUGACACUUCUGGCGUCCAGCUGGUACGAUAACCCGCGACGGCACGCUGGAAAAUGCCGCGCGCCAAGAGUUUGCCGCAGAAGCUAGUCCAGGUGGCGAGCUGUCAUCCAUCGGCUAGCACGUGGGUGUUCCUCAUGAAGGAGGAUACUCUGGACGGCGCCAACGGGUGUCAACCGGAGAUCGUCAAGCUCAGACAUCCGGCCUCCGAUAAAUCUGCUGUAUUCGUCUUCAGCCCUGGAAAUCUCACGGUGCGGGAGGUUUUAAUCUUCGACGAAAAGAGGAGAUCAUGGUUCAUCGAUAAUAAUGUCAAAUCCGACGGCAAGUUGUACCUGUCGACGCCGAUCGAUCCGAUCUUCUUAGCUUUACCGUACUUGAGAAAGUCGCAAUUAGCGCAACCUGUGGAACAGUGUCUCUGGGACGAAGACUUCCCAGAGACGUCUCGUCUCGUGCAAUGUGAAAACUUGAACCUGUCGCUGGUCGCCGAUCGUAAGGGGGACGAGUCGCUCCAAGCGUUCAAGUUCAAUGAGGAGAAGUCAUUAAAUUGGUUGCGAAAGAAGGUGGAGAAGGUGGCGCAUGUGUUAAAGGAGAAAGGAGUUCACGUGUCCCAAGGUGCUACGAGUGCGACUUAUGUCAAGAGUACCAAAUGUGAAAUUGGUACGGAAGCAGAAUACUUAAAGUAUGCACAUGGUGUUGUGUCAGAGUACCUUGCUGAAGAUCUCUCAAAGAAGCUGGCACAGCAUUUAAAUAUACCCGACGAAAUGGAGAGUAAAAAGCGCAAGCUGACUAGUCCUCAAAGUGAAGCCGAAGAGAAAAAACUUAAAAGAGAUUCCGUGGAAGAGAGCCCAGCUUUGAAUGUAAAGAAGCAGGCAAAAGACUUGAGUAAACUUGAAAAGAAAAGCGCUGCUCCUGGUAAAAAGGAAUUGGCUAAACAGAGAGCAGCGGCGGGAUCUAAAAGCAUUACUAGCUUUUUUCAGAAGAAAUAAAUGUCAACAAAAUAUAGAACGUUUUUAAAGAUCAACGUAUUAUAGGAAUUUGCUAUUAUAUCUUAUUUUAAAACAUUUUACUGCUAAUUUAUAUAUUUAACGUCUUGUAUGUAUAAAUCUAUGUGAUAUUUUAGCCAGGAUUAUGUAACAAAAAAUUUUCCUCCAAUAUACUUCAAUGAAUUUACAUCAUAUAAAUAUUUAAACACACGAGUAUACAACAAGAAACAUUUAAUAAAAGAAUAUAAUGUACUAGC